This is a messenger RNA of Trifolium pratense (red clover), 3065 nucleotides long. Its product is annotated as receptor-like kinase TMK4. The coding region runs from base 54 to 2798 and encodes 914 amino acids. The record is from RefSeq and is a predicted model, not a curated record. The transcript is spliced from 2 exons. NCBI's taxonomy places the organism in Eukaryota, Viridiplantae, Streptophyta, Magnoliopsida, Fabales, Fabaceae. Gene Ontology annotation, biological process: protein phosphorylation. Gene Ontology annotation, molecular function: ATP binding; protein kinase activity; protein binding.
AGGACACUACUACUUCCUUGCUACUACAGCCAACCAACCUCAUUUAUUUCCCAAUGCUCCGAAUCUCUUUCUUGUUAAUUUUCAUCAUCACCGCCACAACCGUCGUCGUCGCCGAUAAUGACGACGACUCCGCGGUCAUGUUAAGCCUUUUAAAAGCCCUAAAAAACCCUCCAUCCGGCUGGUCUUCCGAUACUCAAUUCUGUGAAUGGGACAAAAACAGAAUCAAGUGCGAUUCAUCAAACCGCCGCGUAACCUACAUAGACCUCUCUUCUCAAAACCUCGCCGGAACCCUACCUUCCAAUCUCAACUCUCUCACUCAACUGACAUCUCUCAAUCUCUAUAACAAUGCUUUCUCCGGUCCUAUUCCUUCUCUCGCCAACCUAUCCUCCCUCAAAACCGUCAAUCUAGGUAAUAACCAAUUCAACUCUGUCCCUCCCGCCGCAUUUUCCGGCCUACCUUCACUCCAACAACUUGCUAUCAGUUACAAUUCUUUCCUUCCAUGGACAUUCCCUUCCGAGUUAACUCAGUUAUCCAAUCUCAACACCCUCGAUUUAGAUUCUGCAAAUAUCAACGGAAACUUACCGGACAUUUUCUCCAAUUUCACUGCUCUCACCGAAAUUCGUCUCGCCUACAACAAUCUCACCGGAGAAUUACCUAACUCUCUCGCUACUUCCUCAAUCCAAAUUUUAUGGCUCAAUAACAACAACUUAUCCGGUUCAAUCGCUGUGAUUGCUAAUAUGACGCAGUUAUCUCAGGUAUGGCUUCAUGUUAAUAAGUUCACUGGUCCAAUUCCAGAUUUAUCGCAAUGUACGAAUUUGCUUAAUCUGCAACUUCGAGAUAAUCAGUUAACCGGUUUGGUUCCUGAUUCUCUGAUGAAUAAUAUGCCUAGCUUGCAGAACGUCUCUCUUAGGAAUAAUGAACUUCAGGGACCUUUUCCCGAUUUUAAAGGUAAAAAUGUGACAGUUGAGGAUAUUGGUGCAAGAAAUAAUUUUUGUCUUGGUAAUACACCAGGACCUUGUAAUGAUAUGGUUAUGGUUUUGCUUCAAAUUGCUAAGGGAUUUGGGUAUCCUGUUAUAUUGGCGCAGGAGUGGAAAGGGAAUGAUCCUUGUCCAGAUCAAAGUUGGCGGUUUGUUACGUGUGACAAGGAUAAGAAUAUUGUGUCUGUCAUUUUAGUGAAGCAGAAUUUGCAGGGAACAAUUUCGCCUGCUUUUGCCAAUUUGAAAAAAUUGAAGAAAUUGAAUCUAUCUGGGAAUAAUUUAACUGGUUCUAUACCUCAGAGUUUGACUACAUUGUCUCAGCUUGAGAGUCUUGAUGUCUCUAACAAUAACCUAUCGGGACAGGUUCCCAAUUUCUCACCGAAGGUGACAUUAGUAACUGGUGGUAAUGUUUGGAUUGGUAAAGAUCUUGGUUCUGGUCCCAAUGGAAGGGGUGAUGGAUCGGGAAAGGGUAAUUCGAUGACGCCAGGUUCGAUUGCUGGUAUAGUGAUUGGUGUUUUGCUUUUUGUUGUUGCUAUGUUGUUUGUUUCUUGGAAGUGUUAUUCUAGAAAGCGGCUUCGGAAAUUUGGAAAGGUUAGUAAUCCUGAAAAUGGGGAAGGAAAUGUUAAGCUUGAUCUUGCAUGUGUUUCGAAUGGAUAUGGUGGUGUUCCGAGCGAGUUGCAAAGCCAGAGCAGUGGUGAUCAUAGUCAGCUUCAUGGUUUUGAUGCGGGAGGUGAUGUAAAUCCUAUGAUUUCGAUUCAUAUUCUUCGACAAGUGACAAAUGAUUUCAGCGACGAUAACAUUUUGGGAAGGGGAGGGUUUGGUAUUGUUUAUAAAGGGGAGUUACCUGACGGAACUAAAAUUGCUGUCAAGAGGAUGAUAUCCGUUGCAUCAGGAAGCAAAGGGUUGAAUGAGUUUGAAGCAGAGAUCGCUGUUCUUACUAAGGUUAGGCAUAGACAUUUGGUUGCUCUUAUGGGAUAUUGCAUCAAUGGAAAUGAGAGGCUUUUGGUGUAUGAGCAUAUGCCUCAAGGGACAUUAACGCAACAUCUGUUUGAAUGUCGUGAACAUGGGUAUACUCCUUUGACAUGGAAACAAAGGUUGGUAAUAGCUUUGGAUGUUGGACGGGGGGUGGAAUACUUGCACAGCUUAGCUCGGCAAAGCUUCAUUCAUAGAGACUUAAAACCAUCAAAUAUACUAUUAGGCGAUGACAUGAGAGCAAAGGUUGCAGAUUUUGGGUUGGUUAAAAACACACCGGAUGGGAAGUAUUCUAUCGAGACAAAGUUGGCGGGAACAUUUGGAUAUCUUGCACCCGAGUAUGCAGCUACUGGAAGAGUGACAACCAAAGUGGAUGUUUACGCAUUUGGCGUAGUUUUGAUGGAACUGAUCACAGGUAGAAAGGCAUUAGAUGAUACUGUGCCUAGUGAAAGGUCUCAUUUGGUUACUUGGUUCCGUAGGGUACUGAUUAACAAGGAAGACAUUCCAAAGGCAAUUGAUCCAACUCUCAACCCAGAUGAAGAAACAAUGUUGAGCAUAUAUAAAGUGGCUGAGCUGGCUGGCCAUUGCACCGUUCGUGAACCAUAUCAAAGGCCAGAUAUGGGGCAUGCCGUGAAUGUGUUGGGUCCCCUUGUGCAGCUAUGGAAACCUACUACCCAAACAGACGAAGGAAAUUAUGGCGUUGACAAUCAGAUGAAUCUUCCUGAAGCACUACAAAGGUGGCAAGCCGGCACUUCAACGCUAUUUAGUGACAUGUCCUUCUCACAAACCCAAACAAGUUCUAAAUCUCCAUCAUUUGCAGGCAACUUUGAUUCACCGGAUUGCCGGUAGCCAAAAUUGAUAAAUGAGAUACCGUCGAAGGGCUUCUUUAGUCCUUAUGAGAGUGGAAGAAUUGGUUGAGAAAAAUAAAUACCCAAGAAAACCAAAGAUUGUGAUGAAGCUUUUUGAUCUGGUAGUAUCACCAAAAUGUCUGCCCAUUUUUUUUUAUUAACUUGAAAAUAUAUAUUUUUUAUCUGCUUUAAAAAUCUCCUUUACUGAUAUAAACCUAAAUAUAUACUUCUAGUAAGUUUGAUCUUAUUGAUUAUUUUAAGCUGUCGU